Molecule: messenger RNA, 1989 nt
Organism: Prorocentrum cordatum
Lineage: Eukaryota; Dinophyceae; Prorocentrales; Prorocentraceae
Source: the annotation of a GenBank genome assembly
AUGCUGGCGCAGGCGCGCGGGGCGCGCGCGGGGCACGCAGCAGGCAGCAACUCCGGGCGUCUUGUCCGCUGUGCAGGAAGCAAAUCGACGCUGCUCGAUACAUGCUACGCGAGCACCGUGGCGGCGUCUCUGCAGGGGCCGUGCGCGCAGGGGGUGUUAGAGCAGCCAGAUGUGUUCUGGGUGCGCAUUGACGAGCGUGGGAUGGGGCAGGCCAUCGCCACCAAAGGAGGCGGGCGCGAGCUGGUGGCGCAGGGGGCCGGUUGGCCCACCAACAGCAGGUGUGUCGCCGAGGAGCUUGCGACGUGCAAGUUUUGGAACAGAACGUGUUCCCAGGCUGCGGGGGCAGGGGGGUGCGCGCCCGCGCUGGUAAGUGCGGUGCUGCGUGGCCUCCGGCGGCAGCUCCAGGAAGACGGGGAGUUGUCGUUGUCCUCCCUCGAGCCGGGGGUCGCAGGCCACGACCCCGCAGACUAUCCAGAGAAAGACCUUGCGAAGUUUUACGACGAUGUCUCUGGGGAGCUCUUACCUACGCCGCAGGUGCGCAAAGCGAGAGUCGCCGAGUUGGAUUUCCUGCGCGGUUCUCCAGUGUGCGAAAAGGUGCCAGCAGCACAGGCGAAAGGCAAGAACAUGGUUUCUGUGCGUUGGUGCGAUGUCAACAAAGGUGACGAUGAUAAUUUGGAGGUUCGCUCCCGGCUGGUCGGCGGGGAGUGCAAGUGGCAAGACCCAUUCAUGCAAGGCGCGUUUGCCGCGACGCCACCACUAGAGAGCCUUCGAUAUCUGUUCCAUUCCAUGACAGCCACGAGGCGGGUGCGAGGCGCCCCGGUUCGUCUGAAGAUGUUGGUGAUGGAUGUGAGCAGAGCUCAUUUCCAUGCGCCGUGUGUGCGGGAGAUGUACAUCCGCCUCCCGGAGGAGGAUGCUACCCCAGGGGUGGUCGGAAAGCUUCUUCGCGCCAUUUACGGCGCGCGCGACGCAGCGAACCAAUGGGGCAGUUUAACCAAUGGCAGUUUCUUUAACGACAUCAUUACCAAGCUUGGCUACGACGUUGGCGUGUCAAACCCAUGUUUGUACAGGCGCAGGAACAAACUGUCAAUUGGGUGGAGGCACGGAGGCGAUCUUGCGUUCAUAGGUGAAGUGGACCACAUGAACAGCUUGUUUGACGAAAUCGGCAAGCACAUGACCCUUAAGAAGAGAGGUGUGCUUGGUUUUGAGGACGGUGACGACACGCACAUCACCAUUCUGAACCGUUUGGUUGAUUUCCGCACGAAGGACGGUGUGCCGACAGUCACUUACGAGCCUGAUCCUCGACACGUGGAUCUUCUAGUAGACCGGCUUGGACUGACCGGCGGCAGGGUCAAAGCAGUGGGCACGCCAGGCGAAAAGUGCGGCGACUGCCACUCGGAAGAGCCGCUCGCGGAUAGCUCCGUGAGUUUGUACAGGUCAUGUACUAUGCGUAUAGCGUACCUUGCGGCAGAUCUGCCGCGCCUGCAGUUUUCUGCAAAUCGACUGGCCCGUGGGAUGAGCAAGCCCACUGUGGGCCACUGGAACCGGCCCAAGCGCGCGGUGCGCUACCUGAAGGGCCACCCCCGGUGGGUUCAGCAGUUCCAGAUGCAGGAGCCUUCCAUGGCGCGGGACUUCGGCGACGAGCUGCGGAUCCGUCUGCGGACAGACAGCACAGCUUCCAAGGGGAUCGCUUCCCGGAUCGGUCUCGGGAAGGUGCGACACUUGGACACGGCGCUGUUGUGGAUACAGCACCAGGUAGGAAAGGGGAAUAUCCAUAUGCAGAAAGUAGACGGUAAAACUAACUUAGCUGAUCUUGGGACCAAAGACGUCGAGGAGGCUUUCAUAGUACGUUUUAUGGGAGGCAUGGGAUUCAAGGAGGAGGCCGGACGUCAUCCAAAAGCGUUGAAGGUUUCGCACGGCUUGGGCGGCUACGGGGAGGAGGACCUUCUAGCUCAGACGGAUGAUGUGGGAAACGAGAAGGGGCUCAUCUAA